UGGAGAGAUGGAAGUAGCGGCCAAUUGCUCUUUGCGCGUGAAGCGGCCUCUGUUGGACCCACGCUUCGAGGGCUACAAACUCUCCCUGGAGCCUCUGCCCUGUUACCAGCUGGAGCUGGACUCAGCUGUGGCAGAAGUUAAACUCAGAGAUGAUCAGUAUACAUUGGACCACAUGCGUGCCUUUGGCAUGUUUAAUUACUUGCAUUGUGAUGCAUGGAAUCAAGAUAAUAUCUACUUCGUUGAUCAGCUUGGAAGAAUUAUGAACUUAUCAGUCACAUUGGACACUGCCUUAGGAAAACCAAGAGAGGUUUUCAGACUUCCCACAAAUUUAACAGCUUAUGACAACCGCCUUUGUGCAUCUCUUCACUUUACAUCUUCUACCUGGGUUACACUGUCAGAUGGAACAGGAAGAUUAUAUCUUAUUGGAACUGGAGAACGUGGCAGUGGUACUUCUGAAAAAUGGGAGAUUGUGUUUAAUGAAGAUCUUGGAGAACCAUUUGUUAUACUUCACAGUAUUUCCAUUAUUAAAUCUGGAGACCAUUCAAUAACUACCAUACUUCUUCGAGUUGAGAAAGAAGAAUUAGAUCGUAAAGGAAGUGGCUUCUAUGUUUCUUUAGAAUGGGUUACUAUCAGUAAGAUAAAUAAAGAGAUCCAAAAGUAUGAAAUUACUGAACGUAAAGUACUUCAUGGUAAAUCAGUUCCACAUUAUGCUGCUAUUGAGCCUGAUGGCAAUGGUCUAAUGAUUGCCUCCUGCAAAUCCUUCAGAUUUGUUCAUGAUGAAAAGCAAAGUGAAGAAAAUAAAGAAGAUAAUCUGAAAGAUAACAAUAAAGCAGAACCUUUGUAUUACUGGCAGCAGACUGAAGAAGAUUUGACAAUAAUAAUACAGCUUUCAGAAGACAUUUCUAAAGAGGACAUUGAAGUACGGUUUUCCCCUGAUCAUAUCAGUAUUGCCUUAAAAAAGCAACCAUUUUUGGAAGGAAAACUCUAUUCUUCUGUUGAUCAUGAAAGUAGUACUUGGAUAAUUAAAGAGAAUAAAAGUCUGGAGGUGUCUUUGAUUAAGAAGGAUGAAGGACUAACAUGGCCAGAGCUAGUAUUAGGUGAUGACCGAGGAGAAUUCUUAAGAGAUUCAGCCCAGUGUGCUGCCAUAGCUGAACGUUUGAUGCAUCUGACUUCUGAAGAACUGAAUCCAGAUCCAGAUAAGGAAAAACCACCAUGUAAUGCUCAAGAAUUAGAAGAGUGUGAUAUUUUCUUUGAAGAGAGCUCUAGUUUAUGCAGAUUUGAUGGCAAUACCUUGAAGACCACUCAUGUGGUGAAUCUUGGAAGCAAUCAAUACCUUUUUUCAGUCUUAGUGGACCCCAAAGAAAUGCCUUGUUUCUGUUUGCGUCAUGAUGUAGAUGCCCUACUUUGGCAACCGCACUCUAGCCAGCAAGAUGAAAUGUGGGAGCACAUUGCAACUUUCAAUGCUUUAGGCUAUGUCCAAGCAUCAAAGAGAGACAAGAAGUUUUUUGCUUGUGCUCCCAAUUACUCCUAUGCUGCCCUUUGUGAGUGCCUGCGUCGAGUGUUCAUCUAUCGUCAGCCCACAGCCAUGUCCACUGUGCUGUAUAACAGAAAGGAAGGAAGGCAAGUUGGACAGGUUGCUAAGCAGCAGGUAGCCAGCCUGGAAACCAACGAUCCUAUUUUGGGGUUUCAAGCUACAAAUGAGAGAUUAUUUGUCCUUACUACAAAAAACCUCUUUUUAAUAAAGGUAAAUACAGAAAAUUAAUGCCAACAUGAUGGCUUCUCUAUACUUGAGAAAAGUUGAGAAUAUCUAGAAAAAAAAAAGCUAGACUGAGUGCUAUUGAUUUUAAUGUAAAAAAAAUUGUACUGUAUGAAGUUUUAUUUUUUAAAGGGUUGUUUUCACUAUACAUAUUCAGUAAGUUUUUAAUUCUCUGAAAAUUGUGUGAACUGUUUCAGUUCCAGUGUUAGUUGCAGACUUAAGGGAAAUGACCUUUAUAGAAAAUACAAGAAUGUGAACUAUAUGUAUGUAUAUGUGUAUGUAUAUAUAUGUGUGUGUGUAUAUAUAUAUGUAUGCAUCUACAUAGAUAUAUUUAUUAUUUUGAUUUAUUUUUAAAAAAUAACUUGAGGCCAAUUUCUGAUCUUUUGUAUUCAGUUGCACCACACAUCAUUUACCCAAUAAAACAUUUAUUACAUUCUCUUUGUAUAUUGGUACAAUUUUCUAUGUUAUGAAAUAGAAGCAUUUACUUUUUUUUUUUUAAGGUUUAAAUAUAAAUAAAUAGAUCUGCAAAGAUGAGGGAAGGAAAACACUGGAUCUGGGUAAUCAUUAGCUUAUUGACAAAAGAACUUAAGACAAAUUUUUGGUUUUUCCUUUAUAAUUGUUUUGCCCCAGAUUACUUUUAUCCCUUUUAUUUUUAGAAAAGUAUAUGUUUGAGUAUAUGUUUCAUUGUGCAUAAAAACCUAUAACAUUACAUAUUAGGCAGGUAAAAUAUCAUUAUAUGUGUUGUUAAACUAUUUUGAUUGUAUAUCUUUUAAAAUUCAAAUAAAAAUGUUUUCAGAAUGAUUAUUUUGACCAUUUAAGUUAAUAAUUUCCUUCAUGUUACAUAGGUAUUUAUGAGAUGUAAGAAACAUGCUAUAUUAGCUUAAUACUUAAUGAAUUAAUCACACAUAUAUUUAUUUGUGGAUUAAGUACAUAUGUAUUUAUAAUUUUUUCAGAUCCUAAUUGUCUUUCUUCUACAAAAGAACAGAAACUUUUUUUUUUUUAAACAAGUUGAUUGAAAUGCAAUUGAAGCUUCCAGUCAUACCAAUUAUGUUUUAAGGAAAAAACAACUUAUCAACUGUGAAGUGUUUGUUUUCCUUAUACAUAUAGAACCACAGAAUAUUUAAGGAACAUCUAAGAUAUUUUAGAAUAAUUUAAAAUCACACACCUAAAGAAGAAUCUUUUCUACUACAUGCUUAAGAAAUCAGUUCUUCCAGCCUAAAUCUCCCUUUCUUUUGCUUCUACUCCUGACCUCAGAAUAUUCAGAAGAGUCUAAAAUUUUCCCUAGAUGGUUUUACAAAUAUCUGAAGAUAGCUAUGUUUCCCUUUGAAUACUAACCAGUCCCAUUUUGCUGAUGAUAUUUUAAAUAUUGUAGUGAUUUAGUGCUGCUUUCUCUUUAUUGUGUUUUCAAAAUUACUAUCACUGACUCUUAAUCCCCAUCAUAAAACCAUAGAAUUAACUUCAUUUUAAAUACACUAGCAAAUACAAGAAAAAUUUUUAAUUGAUCUGGUAGUUGGAAUAUAUUGAGUAGUGGUGACAGAAGGAAUUGUCUUCCAUUUCACAUUGCUUUUUCCUGUAUCUAUUCCCAUUCAUAGUGACUCUUAAUAUGACUUUUUUUCUUGAUAGUAUUAUAAUUCAAUGAUGACCUAAUGUUAAAGAAAUAUAUGAGAACUAAUAAACAUAUAAGAUGAAAGUCUGUUUCCAGUUGAUACUUGGUCAAAGGAUAAGAACAAACAUCUCAAAAGAAUUGAAAAUAUUAACCAUUAUAUAAAAGAUUACUAUUAAUCAUUAAUAAGAAAAAUACUCAUCAAGCAACUUCAAAUUUACCUCAUGGCCUGAAAAUUGUCAGAGUUGACAAAAGAUGGGAGUAGUUCAAUGUUGGAAAGACUGUAAAAACAGGCAAUAUUGUGAACUGUGCAUUUGUCCAAACAUUCUGGAAAGCAGUUUAAAAUUAUGCUAAAAAAGAAGUGACUAAAAUGUUUAUACCCUUUGACAGAUUCUAUAAAUGGAUACAUGCACAACUCUUUGUGUUUAUGUUUUUCACAUUCCCUAAGCAGAAUCACAGACACAAAAGAAGCUUUCAUAUACACCAAAGUAUUUGUAGAUGCUCAUUUUGCUAAAGCAAAAAUAAGGAAAUAAUGGGAAAGCCUAUAAUAAAGAAAUAAAUAAUGAUAAAGCCCAUACUACUUGUGGCAUAUUAAAAUAAUGGAAUAUUAUUGCACCAUAAGAAGUGAUGAAUAUGAAGAAUUCAAAGAAGCAUGGCAAAACUUAAAGGAACUCAAAAUGAAUUGAACAGAACCAGGAAAACAAUGUAUACACAAUAACUACUAAAAGUAUAAAUGAAAAAGAAACCAAAUGCUAUGUACUUAUAGUGACAAACUUCACCUUAAAAAAGAAAUGUGGAAAUGUGCUUUCUUCCUUAUCUUUCUUUAUGGGCAUGGUAUAAUGAAUAUACUCUCAGACUUGGUGGAUGUGUUAAUUGGUUUGAAGUGCUUUAUUUUCCUCCUCUCUUUUUUAUUCUUAAUUAUAAAGCAUGGCUUUGAAGAGGUGAAGGGAGAAGGGAUAUCAGAAGAAAGGUGGUAUAAAACCAAAAGAUCAGUAAAUAUUAAAUUGUUUAAAAAUCAUUAAAAAGUUAUGAUCUUAAUUUUGUAUCUGCAUAAUAUCCUGAAAAAAUGAAUUGUCAAGCUUCUUAAAUGAAUGAUUAAAAUUAAAUAUAAUAUAAUAAAUUAUUCAUCUCAACCUUAAA
Antechinus flavipes (yellow-footed antechinus) is the source of this 4499-nucleotide messenger RNA. It is a transcript of the gene NUDCD1, whose product is annotated as NudC domain containing 1. NCBI's taxonomy places the organism in Eukaryota, Metazoa, Chordata, Mammalia, Dasyuromorphia, Dasyuridae. The coding region runs from base 8 to 1762 and encodes 584 amino acids. The record is from RefSeq and is a predicted model, not a curated record. The transcript is spliced from 10 exons.